Molecule: messenger RNA, 554 nt
Organism: Tauraco erythrolophus (red-crested turaco)
Lineage: Eukaryota; Metazoa; Chordata; Aves; Musophagiformes; Musophagidae
Source: RefSeq, a predicted model, not a curated record
UGCCCCCCCUGUCCUGCAGCCCCAUGGCCGGGAGCGCUGAGAUGGCAUCCCUGGAAGAGAGCUUCCGGAAAUUCGCCAUCUACGGCGACACCAAAGCUACGGGGCAAGAAAUGAACGGGAAGAACUGGGCCAAGCUGUGCAAAGACUGCAAAGUCACCGACGGCAAAAGCGUCACCGGCACCGACGUGGACAUUGUCUUCUCCAAGGUGAAAGGGAAGACGGCGCGUGUCAUCAACUACGAGGAGUUCAAGAAGGCGCUGGAGGAGCUGGCCCCCAAGAGGUUUAAGGACAAGAGCAAAGAGGAGGCGUACGAAGCCAUCUGCCAGCUGGUGGCAGGGAAGGAGCCCAUCAACGUGGGCGUCACGGUGAGUGAAGGGACCCCGGGCGCUGGGAGCAGGAGGGAUGGUUGGGAGUGGGGGACGGGGCUCUACGUGCAGCCCAAAUGUUUUUUGGGGGACCCCGUGGCGCUGGGGGGUGGCUGGGGCUUGCGCAGGGCUGGUGGGCACGGCAGGGUCCUCAGCGGGUGUCGGGAGCUUGUGCGGGGCAAGGGAUGA